Messenger RNA from Drosophila grimshawi, 3614 nucleotides. RefSeq names its product flocculation protein FLO11. NCBI's taxonomy places the organism in Eukaryota, Metazoa, Arthropoda, Insecta, Diptera, Drosophilidae. Bases 164 to 3298 code for a protein of 1044 amino acids. Gene Ontology annotation, cellular component: cytoplasm; plasma membrane. The transcript has 8 exons. The record is from RefSeq and is a predicted model, not a curated record.
UAAAGUUAUUUUUGUUUUUAACGCAAAUGCAGACGAUUUUGCAACAAAUCGUGUGAAAUGUGAAAUACACAUCAAGUGCAAACCAACCAGCGUGCAUUUGAGCAACAACAAGUGCAGGAGAGCAAGGCGGGGCCCGAGCCAACAUCGCUUAGGGGAGUGGACAAUGGCGGCGGCUGCUGCAGCAGUGCCAGCUGCAAGCGCAACAACAGCAACAACAACAGCAGCGCCAACAACAGCAACACCUGCAAAUGCACCUGCAAUCGCAUCGGGCGCCAGCGCGGCGCAAUUUCGCGAAAUCCAUAAAAAUACGUGGUUGAAAAGACUGACGGCCGAUGGCAAAAAGUUAACCGUGGGCCCCAAGAAAUCGGAAUGCAGCUGGGUAGUUUUCUGCGUUCACGAUGACACCGAUGCCCUGCUGGAGGGAUAUGCUGAGCCGCGGCAGGCGGCCGCUCACAUGCCCGAAUGGGCCGUUUCGCUGCGGGACACCCUGCACAUAUCACACGCUCUCAUACCCAAUUCCCAUGAGUUUGAGUUUGUUGUAACACUAAGCAACGAGGUGUUGCGCUUUCAUGCCGUUUCAUGGGAGAUUAUGCAAGAAUGGGUUGAAACGCUGCGUUCGAAGUUGCGCGAAAUGAAAAUUCUAUCGCCGCGCGAAAACCUAUACACAAAGUUACCUGAAAUGCGCGCACCACUGCUGCCCACACGCGAUCCAACAUCCCCAUUGCCGGCGCCACCGCCCGUUCCAGCAGCGAUGGUGCCGGGUGUGGAACGUAUAACGGCAACCACGCAUCAACAGCAUUCACAGCCAGCCGCAAAUGAUCAGACCACGUCCAGAGCAACUGCAACAGCAACCGCUAUUGCAUCCACAUCAGUCAUAGAAGCUGCGGUGGCGGCCGCAAUAACAGCUACGCCGGCACCGCCACCACCGGCAACGUCCAUGUCGAAUACGUUGACGCAGCACUUGCUCAAUAUGCUCUCCGAUCCGAUUAGCACGUAUAGCGAACAGAUUAGCGAAACAGCAUCACCCACUCUCACCGAAGGGGGGCACGAACCCGACCCGGAGCCGGAGCCCCUUGUAAGUGAAUUGCCCAGCGAAGCUGCAACUGAUUUCAAUCUGUCCGACGAUGAAUUUCUAUCGCCCAUCCUACGCAAUGGGGUGCGCCUUGAUGUUGCCGCUGCAUCGGCGCAGCGCAUAUCUGCGGAUCAAAUUCUGAAUUUUGAACAAAUGGUGCAAUGUGAACGUCUAAUACCAAGACCGCAAACUUCACGUUCCAUGUCCGCUGGCGCCGCCGAUAAGUCAAAAAGGCCACAACGCAAAUCGCCGCAACCUAAAGUCGUCCAAGGCUUAGCGGGCAGUUCAACGGCCAUUGAGGAGACCGGCGACAACAAUAUAACCAUUAUACAGGUCUCGAAUACGGAUACAACUAAUGCGGAAACAAAACCGCCCGAAUUACCGCCCAAAAACAAAAUAGUUGCGGACAUUUUUCGCUUUCCCGAAAUCAGUGUGAAAGCCAAAACGAAAAACCACAAGCCACAACAAAACGACUAUAAAAGUAACGUACAAAUAAUUCCGUCCAAUUCGAAUACGAUACAAGUGCUGAGCCAACCCAGCAGCAGCAGCAAUAUCAGCAAUAGCAAUCCGUAUACCAUUCCAUUGAAACCGAAUGCUUCCAAUACGCCAAGUCAGAAUGCUUCCACAAACACCACAUUGGUCCAGGUGCUGGCUGAUGGCGAGAAGAUGUCACAGCAGCCGACGGCAACCACAGUUGCUGUCUACGGCACCUGCUAUCCAACGGGCAGCGGUGGUGUCGGUGGUGCCAGCAUCAAACCCCUAACGCCCAAGAUGAGCAAAAAGAUCAUACUCAGCGCGAACAGUUCGGGAAUCACAAACAUACGCAUCAACAAUGAGCAGGCGAACGAUGCCAACGUGAUCAGCGGCAAUGUGCACUACGAGAAGGUAUUUCUCUCCUCAAGCAUACCCAUCAGCAGCAGCAACAGCAGCAAUUGCAGUCCCACAGCGGGGCGAGCAGAGCGCGCCACAAGCAGUCAAACUCCUUCCCAGACUCAAGCACAGAUCGUGGAGAGCACAGCGAAUGGCAGUCCGGCUUUGCCACGUCGCGGCAUAGCCAUUGCCUCACCCACACCGCCGUCGAGCAGUGUUCGUGCCCGGCCACAGUUGACGCGUGGCCUGACGGAGCUGGUGAUUAGCACGCGUCCGAGUCGACGUGAUUUUCACUAUCUGAAACUGCUCAAUACGCCACUCAAAACGAAGACAGGUCACAAAACAAGCAGCGCCAAUGCAAACAACAACAUCGAACAGAACGUGGCAACAACCACGCCCAGCUCCGGCUCUAGUUCCAGUAAUGCAAUGCCAGCGCAUGCGCAGCAAGUUGCUGACAACAGCAUUGAGCAGCGCCGGCGCAGCUCAUCAACAUCGGAUGCACAGGCGCCGCUGCAACGUGGUGCAACAGUUCAAGUGGCAACCACACAAGUCAGCAGUCCGCGUGGCGCAAACAACAAUGAGUUUGUUGUGCCGGUUGCUGUGCGCAGUGCAGCAGCGAGCGCUUUUCGCAUGCAAUCCCCGCCCCAGUCACUGGGACAGGCUCAAGCAGCUGCCCAAUCGAACGGCGGUGGCAGCAGCAGCAAGCGCCUGACGCUGCGCGAACAGCAGGUGAUGCAACUGCGUCGCGAGAUCAUGCAUCCGGGUGGUGUGCGCCUAAAUUUGCGACGCAAGGAUUGUGUUGGCUCCAUUGCCUGGGUGGAUGCCUUCGGCGGCGUUUGGAUUGCUGGCUGGAAGCAAAAAGAGCAUCCAGUGCUCUACAAUGCGCUCCACAUUGGUGAUCAGCUGCUCUCCAUCGCGGGCGUUAGCAUUAGCACCGCCGCCGAGGCAAACAAAAUAAUACGCAACACAAACACACUAUUUGUUGAGGUGCUGCUUCGUCGCAUGCCCUUUGGCCGUGCCUAUGCCAUACGCCGGGAUCGGGACGGUCAGUGCUUGGGACUAAUACGGGAUGGCAACACGUCAACCAUUGUGGAUGUGGUACCCAACAGCUUGGCUGCCCGGCAUGGAUUGCCGCCCAAAGCUCAGUCUUGCGAUGGCAGCUCUUUGACUUUUUGGAUACUCACGGAAAUAAAUGGGCGGCCGCUGAAUCUGUUCUUUAAGGAUUUUGAAAUACGCGAUCGCCUGAAUUCGGUGGGCAGGGAUAUAUCGAUAUUGGUGCAACCGUCGGAUUUGAUAACCAAACUGAAGAAGCAACUAAAAUCGUUGCGCGGCUACAAGGAUUAUCUAGUACAGUAAAGUGUCGGCUACAGCCUCAACUUCAAAAGUGGUCGGCUUUAAAUAAGUACACACAUAUAUAAUAUAGAUAUAGAUAUAUAUAUAUCAAUUUAGAAACUCAAAUCUGUUAUACUAUGUUAUACGUGUAUAUUUUUGUAUAACACUGGGCCAGAUAACCAUUCCAUUUUCCGCGUAAAAAUGCAUGUUUACUUAAGCGACCGAAAAGCUAUAUAGUCAUCUUUUAUAUAUGUAGUAACUUUAUUCUUAAUAUACACAUACAUCAUAUACAUGCGAGUAUAAGCGGAAACAUCAUACGACAAAUAUAUAUAAAUAUAUA